UUUGUUUUUGGUUUCAUUUUGAUUUUAGAGAUAAUGCUGAUUUCACAAUUUUUAUUCUACCUUUCUCUCAUAAUUUUUUUCUUUCUAAGAUUUUAUCAAUUUACCGCUAGAUGUCACACAGUGUUCCAUUUAAUUAGCAGAUUCAAUAUAACCUAUAAUGUUAAAAAAUCUUUGAAACACGUGUGUUUUUUAUAUAAUAUUUAUAAAAUAUAUUUAUAAAAUAUAAGACAAAAUGCAACACGACGAUGUUGUAUGGAGUGUUAUUAAUAAAUCUUUUUGUUCUUUCAAAGUAAAUACUAAAACACAGAAGUUUUGUCGUAACGAAUAUAAUCUUACGGGAUUAUGCAGUAGAGCAUCAUGUCCUCUUGCAAAUAGUCAAUAUGCAACAAUUAGGGAAGAAAAUGGUAUAAUUUAUUUAUAUAUGAGAACAGCGGAAAGAGUACACUUUCCAAAAAAUGCAUGGGAAAAGGUAAAGCUAUCUAGGAAUUUUGAAAAAGCAAUACAUCAAAUUAAUGAAAAUUUGCUCUAUUGGCCUGGUUUUUUAAAAGCAAAAUGUAAACAAAGAUUUGUGAAAAUUACACAAUAUCUCAUACGUAUGAGAAAAAUAAGAUUAAGAAGGCAAAAACAAAUUAUACCAAUUCAAAGGAAAAUUGAAAGAAGAGAAAGACGUAGGGAAGAAAAAGCUCUUAUAGCUGCAAGAUUAGAAAAAUCAAUAGAAAAACAAUUAAUGGAGAGAUUAAAACAAGGCAUGUAUAAUGAUAUUUACAAUUUUCCACAAAAAGUAUUUGACAAAGCUGUAGAAGCUGUAGAAGUUGAAGGUGAAAGUGAAAAUGAAGAAGAAGAAGAAGAAGAAAAAGAACUACAAAUUGAGAGAGAGGUAGAAUUACAAUUGGAAGCAGAUGAAAGAGAAAGAGAAACAAAUGAACCUUAUUUUGUAGAAGCAGAAACUGAUGAAGAAGAUGAUGACAAUGAUUUUAAUAUUGAAAAAGUAUCUAUGGAUCAGGAUAGUGAUUCAGGACAUAAAGAGGAAAUCGAAUUGUCUGACAAUUUUAUAUCUGACACGAGUGAUAUUGAAGAUACAGUAUCUAUAUUAGAUAAAAAAGCAAAGAAAUCAAUUAUCAAGAAAGCAAAAUUACAAAAGAAAACCCGUCCAAAAGUCGAAAUUGAAUACGAAAUGGAGGAAGAACCGCGUGAAAGAGUUUGAAUAUAAUAGAUCUUUAAUUAGGAUAAUUGUAAUUAUAUUUUUAAUAAAAUUACAAAUUAUUUUACAAUUUA
This is a messenger RNA of Apis laboriosa (Himalayan honeybee), 1275 nucleotides long. It is a transcript of the gene Rbm13, whose product is annotated as protein MAK16 homolog. Gene Ontology annotation, cellular component: nucleolus; preribosome, large subunit precursor. Bases 233 to 1204 code for a protein of 323 amino acids. NCBI's taxonomy places the organism in Eukaryota, Metazoa, Arthropoda, Insecta, Hymenoptera, Apidae. The record is from RefSeq and is a predicted model, not a curated record. Gene Ontology annotation, biological process: maturation of LSU-rRNA; maturation of 5.8S rRNA. The transcript is spliced from 7 exons.